UACAGGAUAUUUUGCCACUUUGCUGCAGCCUGCAUCUGAGGUGUAGCAGCUCUUCGCACAGGGCAAAAAUGAGCAGCAGCAUCAACAGGUUAAGUGGCACCGAGACCACCCAUUCAGAUGCUUGGCCCAGAAGCCCAGCUCCUCUGAACAUGAACCACUAUGCCAAUAAGAAGAGUGCAGCUGAGAGUAUGCUGGAUGUGGCCCUGCUGAUGGCCAAUGCCUCCCAGCUAAAAGCUGUCCUGGAGCAGGGGCCAAGCUUCCACUUUUACACCCCCACCAUCACCCUAAUCAGCAUCUCUCUGUGUCUACAGAUCACAGUUGGGGUCCUGCUUAUCUUCAUAGUUCGAUGGAACCUGAAUGAUGAGCAAAAACACCAGAGGCUGAACUUCAUGGAAAACUUGGCCACAGGUCUGGUGUUCAUCAUCGUGGUGGUCAACGUCUUCAUCACAGCUUUUGGAGUCCAUCGAACAAAUUUCAACAACUGACCAUGCACACACACACACACACACACACACACACAGGCAAAUCUAUGUAUGUGUGUAUGCAUUAUUUUCACAGUCUUUCACUGCUCCCCUCUCUCUUUUCAAACAGGUAUUUUCUCUCCUGCCUUGCUCUGCAGUUUGCUCCUAAAAACUUUCAUGUCGUCAGCAUGUUUUUGCUCUACUCCUCUUCUGACCGGACCUUCACAAUCACCUACAUGACCUACAAACACAGUGACCUCUCCAGGCUCGCAGAGAAAUUUCCACCAGAAAACAACUGAAACAAAAUACACAGCUGUUCAUUUACCAGAAAAUCAUUGUCCCGCAUGGCUGCAGGCACAGAGAGAAAAUAGCGAACAAGAGAGAAAGAGCCGUAGCGACAAAGAGGUCUGGUACGUAAACAACACAACAUUUGUUCUGAAUGGACAAACAGGAAAGUGGAGACAGCAGCAGUCAGGACCAUGUGACCUCAUGCUGUCUGUCUCCUAUGCUGGCCGACAGUGACCCAAAGCACUAGCCAGACAUGGAUGCACAGUCUCACACACACACCUGAACACUCUUUAAUUUUUAAUUGCACCAAUGACGUUUGAUCAGGUUUAACGGGUGUGCUGAGCACAUGUAUGCAGCACAGGGCAGGCCUCAUCCGCCUCAAAACCACUACCCACCUCCACAGCUUUAACUUUACUAUCAACUCUAUCCCACAGGCGUCAUGCCUAACAUUCAGUUAUAACAGUGUUUGGUUGUGCUAUGAAUCCCUCUGUGACGAGCAAAGCCGGACUUUGUUUGUGGUUCUUUGGACCAGAAGUAGCUGGUGAGUCAGAGUCAACAGAGCACAGACCCCGGCAGAACUACUUGUUAAAACGGAAGCCUUAAUUAGGCAGCAAUGCCACUGAAACCCCAAUUAGAGCACAAGCAAAUGCUCAUUUUAUACACUUGAGUGGUUUGACAUAAAUAUCCAGUAAAGGAAAUUUGAGGCUGUUUCACAUAAUUAUCACCUAAAAACCUUAAUCGCAUUCAUGCAGCUAUCUAUAAUUUCUCCAAGGUGGUUGUGAGGAAGCACCUUUCAGAUGGCAAAACGUCGCAAUCUCAUCCUUUUCCUCCCCUACAACUAUCAUUGGUAACCGUGGAAACAGCCACACUGAGAGCCAGAUUUGAUGAUACACACAGCUUCACUUGGAGGAGAUCUGUAGAUUGAUAUAUAUACAUAAUGUAUAUCCAUGGCUCCUACCGCUCUGUCUUGAAGUUUAACAAAGUGACUCUGUGGGGGCUGAGCAUCAGAGGAUGCUGAUGAUCAACGAGGACUUUUAGUUCCUUUGAAGCGAGCGUAUUAAUAGCUCUCUCGUGGGAAUGUGGACUGAACAAUCACUCUGGUGACAUUUCCAGCCCCCUUUAGCACCUCCCAAUUCCUCCUCUCUCUUUGACUCCCCUCUCAUCUGUUGCUCUCACUUUGCAGGGAAGACAGUGGCAGAAAAAUGCUGCCAAGUGCAGAAAAUCUCCUGAGAUCAGACACCUCUGCUCUGCUGCUGUGAUGUAGACCUUACCUCUGAUGUGACUACUUUCCUCCACAUCGUUUAUUACAAGAAACAGAGAGCAUUCAAAUGCACCCAUCAGGGUAUUUCAAAGGCAGUCUAGCUAGCAGCAUUUAAUGGAGCAUUUCAUCAAGUUAGCUUAACUCAUUCAACCAAAUUGAUUGCCAUUAUUCAUUAAUGAGGUCUGAUCCCUGCUUCCCAUUGUCAUUGUUAUAGCACACUUGAAUAUUUUUCUGUUUUUUUGUGUGUGUAUGAGUGAGGAAGUGGUGCCCUCUAGUGUAUGUGUUGCUGAUGUUGAAUCAAUUAGAUGAAUAAUUUAAUAUAAUCUCCAUUUCAUGAUGACAGUGCAGUGAACAGUGCCAGAAACUAACCCGGAAAAGCUAAUCAAUGCACUGCUAAUUACCUUUAAUUCUCCUUUGUUGCUACACUACGGCAACAUAUACAGCAUUUAA
Messenger RNA from Pelmatolapia mariae (spotted tilapia), 2460 nucleotides. Its product is annotated as ninjurin-1-like. The coding region runs from base 69 to 485 and encodes 138 amino acids. Gene Ontology annotation, cellular component: membrane. NCBI's taxonomy places the organism in Eukaryota, Metazoa, Chordata, Actinopteri, Cichliformes, Cichlidae. The record is from RefSeq and is a predicted model, not a curated record. Gene Ontology annotation, biological process: cell adhesion; tissue regeneration. The transcript is spliced from 3 exons.